Phytophthora nicotianae INRA-310 is the source of this 894-nucleotide messenger RNA. RefSeq lists its product as hypothetical. The record is from RefSeq and is a predicted model, not a curated record. Bases 1 to 894 code for a protein of 297 amino acids. The transcript has a single exon. Lineage: Eukaryota; Oomycota; Peronosporomycetes; Peronosporales; Peronosporaceae.
AUGAAGUUCUUGCAGACGACGGACGGUACCAAUGUGACCAAAGAACUCGACAACGAGAGUAUCACCAAUCUCACCACAUUGAUUGAGUCGGGUUCAACGUGUGGCUACAAGCUAAAGAGGCUGACAGACCGCGUUAUCUCCUCUGUGAACGAUCUUCGCGUAAAGACACCGGACAUUUCAAAGGAGGAUAUCCGAUCGUUCAUGGGUCGUUCACCACUGGUACUGAAUGAUGUGCCCAUUGUGACAAACGAAUGUCUGGGUGAGCUUCUCCUUACUAAAACGAAAGAGGCAGCAUACGAAUCUCGCGACGUGCUUCGUAAAUCAUUCGGAGUUAUCAUCGACCAGCUGAUCGACAAGUCCAAAACUGACUUGGGAGCCUCGCUCACUGCUGAUGAGUAUAUGCUCCAGGUCUCGAACAUGGGUCUACUAGUACUUUCAUCUAUGGACCCUACAGGAAUCACAUACAUGACGUCGCAGUUCGUACAGCCGAUUUGUGGACCCACAGAGUUCCUGGGUGAGAUUGAUGAUGGAUCACUCGCCGAUGCUCUGGGACUCAAGACUAAAGACGACGCCUUUGCCGGCAGCGACGGCACGUGGAAAAAAGCAGGCGACGGUGUUGUCCAACUCACGUUUGUUAGCACAGAUACCGAAGACGUGACUGUUGUUGUUCAUUCAGGAGGCGACGCGGUUGCAGAGGUGAAAGUAGGAAAUGGAGAGACUGUGGUAUGGACGUCGACUGUGGGUGCACUGCAAGACAAAACCACGUAUCUCGAUCGUUGGCGACCAGGUUUUCUUGGUAUUCCUGGAUCGGGAGGAGGCUCACUACUGCUGUGGAUCCCACGAUCGUCGGCUGGAGGUCAUUUGGAGAUGAAUGUGAAGAUUAACGUGAGCUAG